UUUGAUUAGUGUAUAUUGUGCAUAAUAUAUUGUAUUUCUUUUGAAAAGCAAACAACAGCUUGAGGGUGAGAUACCGUUUUGAAGCUAUCUUCUGUGCGUCUCAGUACUACCGCUCGACUUCUUGGAGCUGGCAGCAAGUGGCUAUGGAAUUCCCAAUGAGCACUAUUGACCGAGCGCUGACGAGGGCGGGCUCAGACUAGAACUAGGACAACGGAAAAUACACGGAUUAUUCCGAAGUAUCUUUGUAAUUACCAGCUAUGGGAAAAUGAAUAUUAAUUGAAAUAAUGUUUUCCUCGAUUGGAUUUGGAUAUCAAUGGGUUUGGAUAUCAGUCGAAUUAUGGUGUCCUUUAUGACCGGACGAAAGGAAAAUACCGUUUAUACAUUUACCGUUGGAGUUGGGCAUUAUCAAACAUACCGUGCCACAUUUAGAAGAUGGACUUAAAAAAAGUCAACAUAGCCGCAAAACCUCCAAUAGGGAAGAGAAUGAAGUCCCGAGCCCCUCCUCCGCCCCCUGCUCCCGAGCCGGCCCCCAGGAGUUUCCUCCGUAACACAGUGCCAGGCGGGGGGGGCUCCCUGCAGGGCAGUAUGGGCAGCAUGGUGAUGGACUCCAGGGAAAACAUGAUCAAGACUAGCGUGGAACUGCAGAUCACUCUGCCCCAAGGCUACCAGACCAGCAGCACAGUGUCUGGCAGCAAAGCGCUCAUGGACCUGUUGGUGGACCUGUGCAGCCAGUACCACCUGAACCCGGCCUAUCACACGCUAGAGCUGCUGUCCAGCGAGGCCCUGCCCCUAGCCUUCAAGCCCAACACCCUGCUGGGGACCCUGGACGUUGCCGCGGUGAGCAUCAGAGAGAAGGUUUUGGAGGAGAAAGUGGUACGGAAACCACAGCCUAAAGUGCCAGAGAAAACCGUGCGUCUAGUGGUGAACUACAACAGGAGCCAGAAGGCACUGCUGAGAGUGAGUCCACUAGUGCCCCUGCAGAGCCUGGUCCCGGCCAUCUGUGAAAAGUGUGAGUUUGAUCCAGACCACGUCCUGCUGCUGAAGGACAAUGUCAGCAACCAUGAACUGGAGCUGGAUAAGUCUUUGAGCGAGCUGUGCAUCAGAGAGCUCUACGUGCAGGACCAGUCACUUGUUCUUCGACAUAAAAUGGCUUCUGCACCCGCUCUAAAUUACUCAGAAUCCAUCCAUCCCAACACAUCAGCUGUCAGUGAGGCUGACAAAAAAGGCCUACUGGGAUUCUUUAAGUUUAGCCGAAGAAAAUCAAAGACUGAAGAACAGUCAUCUAUGGACAUGGAUGCGCUUGAUGAUAAUGCUAUUCAAAAUAAUGCAAAGUUCUCCAAUGGACAGUCUACGGGGUCCAUGGUGCCCAGUGUGGAUUCACGGCCCAGCACCCUAGGCCAGUCUCAGUCUGUCAUGAACAUCUCCAGGAUGUCCCCCAGGAUGGAGCCUAAGAAGAAACGGGCCCCCCCACCCCCGACCCCCACACCUUGCCAGGACCACUACAUGGUGAAGGCCUGCCAUGUGGCUCCUGAUUCAGAAAUUACACUGAGGAAGAGGAAAGCCCCUGCACCCCCUCCUACCCCAGUUCCUAGCACCCCGAAACCUCCCAGUCCCUUCCAGUCUGCUCCCUCUCCAGUCCCCAGCUCUCCUAGCCCCAGCCUGCCUACUGAGGAGGAUUCUGGCUCUGAGAUGAGCCACAGUCUCGAGGAUUCAGAGCCCACCGGCUCUGUCUACAGUGGCAGCAGCAGCAGUAGUAUGGUCGCCGCUGACACGUCUGUCGCUGAUACUUCAAUGGUUGAUUCUGACUCUGCGUUCUGCAGGGCUUAUGCCUCUAAGCCUAGCCCAGACUCAGGCCCCAGAAGCAUUACCGGAAUGGCUAAAUCCUCCCGAGACUCCACCUCCUUCAAAGUUGACCCCACUCCCAGUAACAAGACAGAUAUGAAAACCCUUGCCCCUGACUCUGCCUGCAGCAACACGGUUUACUCUGUCCCUGGCAGUAGUGCUGUCAAGGCCACGCCCACUCCAGAAUCCUCCUGCAGCACCACACCAAAGGAGACCAGAGAGUCGUCUCUCAACCUGAAAGUAGACGAGACAGAGAACAACAGACACAGCGCCAUGGGUGCUGAACGUCUAGUGCCACCCAAACCUCCGCGAUCUCCAGUACGGGAGGCCCCCCAAUUAGUCACCCCCCCGCCAUACCAUCCGUCCUCCCCAGACUCCCACUCCCCUGAUCCCUCCCCAGAGAGCCACAUGGAGAAGGCUCCUCAAUCUUGGCUGUACUCUCAGCAACUCUCUGUGGAGGGACCCCAGACACCAGAAAUGGAGACGCUAGAGACUCUAUCAAUGGGCAGCAGUGGCAGCUUCCAGGACCAUGGCUAUGCAGCCUCUGAGGGAAUGGCUGAAGCGGAGGACUCUGGCUUGGUCAGUACUCCUUCCAUCACAACCCACCCUACCUUCCCAGAUGGCUCCUCUCACCCAAUGAUCCAUCCAUUCAUCAAGGACUCUUCCAGUGACACUGACGAGGGCUGUGCUUUGUGGGGUUCCAGUCACAGACCCAGCAUUUAUAUCAGCCACAAUAAUAAAGCAUGCAAAACAAAGGACACCUAUGAAGAGGACCAAGAGCUCACCAAUCAGCUCAACCAGACUCUGGCUGAUCUGGAGGCUGAUCUGGAGGCUGAUCUAACAGAUAUAUGUGUGGGUUCAGUGCAAAAGCACCCUUAUCUGCUGUCCACUAAAAGUGAUGACAUCCCAGUUUCUGUGGUGGACAUUGAGGUCCCAGUCACAGCCAUAGAUGAAGUCCUGGAGGACUACAGGACCCUCAGUAUGACAGAAUACCAAGCCACAAUAAUGAGUAGCUUUCAAUCAACAGACAAUAAAGACCACAACCACAGUCAUCAUCAGUCAAGUGUUGGUGACAUACAGAACAAAAACAACAAUGCCCGUAUAUCUGAUGGCUCUAGCAGAGUCUGCACUGGUCAACCACAGCCCAUGCAGCGCCUAAAAUCACCAGUGAAGAAGCUUGCCAAUGGCGCCAUGGACAAAGAAACAUCAACAGUUUCUAAGAAUGAAGCUAAAGUGGAAGUUCAGACACAGAGGGAGUCAACUGAAGGAGUUGAGAGAAAAACCUCAACUGCCCCCUACUCCUUUACUCUACCAAACAGCCAUUUGAAGUGUAUGGAGGAAGAGGAACAGGUUUCCAACUACAGUGGCCAAGCUGUUUUGAAGGCACAAACCAAAAUCACCCAUAACCCAGUCUCCCGAUUUGGUAUGAAGACAUUUACCAUCGUCCCUCCUAAGCCUGCUGUCGUCAGCCAGCAGCUGAAGCCGGCAGAGUCCGCCUUGGCUACCCAUACUCCAGGUGCCAUUAGAAUCGAUGAGCAGGGUAACAUGGUUAAAGUAGGCAUCACCCGGAACAAGUUUGGAGGUUCCUCUGAGUCAGGGAUCAACAAAGAUGGCUCAUUGUCACCACCCUUGGGGAAAGCCAAAGCCUUCUGGAGAUCCACAGACAAGCAGGACACUUCCGCACAUUCAAUUCCCACUACCAGAAGACCAGUAACUGUCACAAAAACCCAGAGGCCAGAGCCUGAUGUCCCCAAAACAACAACUCCGGUGGAAGCCUCUGAACCACGUGCAGCCAAGGUAAGACCUAAAGCCUCUACAACACUAGCCAAAAUGGCACCUGAGAUGUAUAAAGAUGUUAUUGAGAUGAAAAGUGAUGUCUCGCAAGAAGUGGAGAGGAAGGCCACAGUUCCAGUUUCAGAGCCACCUGUGCGGCAACAGUCUAUGAAACUCACCCCUGGUAUCCUCCAAGACCAAAAGAGAGACCUGUCCUUCCUCAAGCCAUCCAGGAGAACAUCCAGUCAGUAUGUAGCUUCUGCCAUUGCUAAAUACACAGUGAAGCCCACCAUGGCCAAAGCUAACAACAUUCAAGAAGUACCAGCAGAGUCUUCUGGAUUUGUGAGAAAGCCAACUAGCAGUUAUGGUUGUCCAAAAGAGGGUCGAUCAUUCAAUGUUAAUGCACCUUGGUCCUCUAGUACAUCAACAAAUGUAUCAAUGAAAAAGGAGAGCAGCUCUUUGUCUGGGUUCUAUCCCACCAGUCCUAAACAUACUACGAGUCAUCCUGACUACCAGGUAGUCUCAGAGUCGAAGCAAGGAAUGGACAAGAGUGGUUAUGGGAGCAGUACUACCCUGCGAGACAAAGAAGUAAGCUCAAAUUCGCUGGACUCUGAAAUUGUGGCAAAUAACACUAAGCAGGACAGGCCCAACAUUCCGAGACAGCAGACACAGAAGACACUUGCAGCAGCUCAAUUACCAACUAUACUGGUACCUGCUGUCACCAAACAUUCACUAGACGCACCACGUAUGGCUGCACAGAGCAGAACAGAGACAGUAGAUCCAGCUGGUCAUCCAUCCGUGGCAAAGAAGCUUGAACCACCCAACGUGUGUGUAACUUCUGCCAGCCACAACCUCUCAGAGCCACAGCAGGUCAGUGUUUUUGGACCAGUGAAGAAGUUCAAACCUGUGAUCAUGAAGUCAGUACACACGGAAACAUCGCUACACACCACUCUGAUGUCAGCCAUCCAGUCUGGGGACAGUAAAGAGAGGCUCAAAAAGAUGUCUGACUCAAGUGCAAGCAGUACUUUGAAGAAACUGUCCAUUGUUGAGGAAGAGAAUGAACGAUGUGCGCUACUGGCAGCCAUUAGAGGCCAAAGUAACUCUGCAAGGCUGAAGAAGACCAAAUCCCAGGCUGCAGAGGAGGUUGACAAAUUCAGGAAGACUGAGUUGGGCAAGAAUAGAACUCUGUAUGUUGCCUCCCCUGCUAUGUGUCCACCACCAUCAUUUUUGCCUCCACCCCCUCCAAUUGCCUCUAUGCUCCCACCUCCUCCUGCCCCUCACUCCACCCUUGGGGCAGGGGGGGACUCUGUUCUGGCCCGGGAUGCAAUGCUGGAGGCCAUCCGCUCUGGCUCUGCAGCUGAGAGACUCAAGAAGGUCACUGCCCCGAUGACAACAGUUCAAGUGAACAGUAGACUUGGCACUAUAAAAGCAGUGUCGUCUCUCUCACAAGGCCAAUAAAGAAUCUAUCAGAAUGAUUUCAGAAUGGCUUAAAUACCAUCAGUUUGGAAAUGUUGUGGCCAAGUAAUAUGUGCUAUCUUUCAGGCUAAUUCAUCACUGUCCUUAUUUUUCUUUUUUAUGUACUUGAAUCAUUGCUAUAACUGGAUAGAGGAAUCGCUGUACAAAAGCAUGUGCCAAUAUUUUGUUGUUUUUAUAGAAAACAGAAGAAUUAGCUGUUCAUGCUAAUAAUAAUAAUAAUAGUAAUAAUUUUAGUAGAGGAUUUUUGUUAUUUUAUUAAUUUUCAUAUUUUACUUUUGAACGGUAGUCCACAGGAAAUUGAUGUCUCACGUUGUCUUAAUGUCAUGUGUUAUAUUUGAUUAUUAAC
Messenger RNA from Esox lucius (northern pike), 5437 nucleotides. It is a transcript of the gene cobl, whose product is annotated as cordon-bleu WH2 repeat protein. The coding region runs from base 433 to 5073 and encodes 1546 amino acids. The transcript has 17 exons. The record is from RefSeq and is a predicted model, not a curated record. Gene Ontology annotation, molecular function: actin monomer binding. Gene Ontology annotation, cellular component: terminal web; perinuclear region of cytoplasm; neuronal cell body. Gene Ontology annotation, biological process: actin filament network formation; actin filament polymerization. Lineage: Eukaryota; Metazoa; Chordata; Actinopteri; Esociformes; Esocidae.